AUGCUUGAAACGACCGAUAAAGAGCUUUCCAUUUUGGGCUUAACUGGCGCUCAAACGCGCGGCUCUGCCCAAUGUGAGUCUGCUUUUCGAGCAUGGCAAUUGCUCGAUCAAUCUUCUCUGAUUGAGUCAGUGAUCUUUGGGACAACUGAAAAAAGAAUCAAUAUUGGAACUUUGCGAGGUGGCAAAAUAUUCAUAAACUGA
Messenger RNA from Plasmopara halstedii, 201 nucleotides. RefSeq lists its product as uncharacterized. The record is from RefSeq and is a predicted model, not a curated record. NCBI's taxonomy places the organism in Eukaryota, Oomycota, Peronosporomycetes, Peronosporales, Peronosporaceae. The transcript is spliced from 2 exons. The coding region runs from base 1 to 201 and encodes 66 amino acids.